CCCGUGAUUCCUCGGCGGGGACUCUAUGGUGUCUGUUUCCGGUCCCCAAUCGCCUUCCCUCUGUCGUUUGCCUUCUGUCUUUGCCGCUCUUCCUUCUCCGGCUCGGCGGGGCCCGUGCCUGCCUGCCAUGGGUGCCUACCUGUCGCAGCCCAGCACGGCCAAGAGCUCUGGGGAUGGUGUCGGAAUUGGGCCGCGCCCGCUGCACUUCGGCUACAGCGCCAUGCAGGGCUGGCGGGUCUCCAUGGAGGAUGCUCACAACUGCAUUCCCGAUCUAGACAGUGAGACUGCAAUGUUCUCUGUCUACGAUGGUCACGGAGGAGAAGAGGUAGCCCUGUAUUGUGCCAAAUACCUGCCAGAGAUCAUCAAAGAUCAGAAAGCAUAUAAGGAGGGGAAACUACAAAAGGCACUUGAGGAUGCUUUUCUGGCCAUUGAUGCCAAGCUGACAACUGAAGAAGUGAUCAAGGAACUAGCGCUGAUGUCAGGGCGGUCUCGAGAUGAUGGUGAUGAGAAAGAGGUGAAAGUAGCAGAUGAAGAUGAUGUGGACAAUGAAGAGACUGCUUUGCUGCAUGAGGAGGCCGCAAUGACUAUUGAAGAGCUUCUCACUCGAUAUGGCCAAAACUGUGUCAAGGGCAAGCUGGGCCCGCCAAGCAAAGAUACGACCCAGGAGGAUGCCCGGGAGCCAAGUGUGAAUGGUGAAGUAGAUGCUGAGGAGCCUUUGAGGCAUCAUAGAGAGGGUGAAGAAGAGGAGAAAAAUGGCAAAUUGUGCUCUGAAACCAUCAGCACCUCGCAUGGUCCAGAUGUGGCUGGUGGAGGGGAUGCUGGUGCUUUCCAAAAAAAGACAGCUGAGGGAGCAUCUCCUGCCACUGGUGAGGUGGAGCCAUCCUGCUCGUCAGCAACCAAGAGCCAGCAGGUGAUCAAGUCAAUGUUCUUUGAGGACAGUGAAGAUGAAUCAGAGGAUGCAGAAGAGGAGGAAGAUGACGACAGUGAGGAAUGCAGUGAGGAUGAGGAUAGCUACAGCAGUGAGGAGGAAGAAUAUGAUACUGAAGAAGCAGAAGAGGAAGAAGAUGAAGACAUGAUGCUUCCAGGAAUGGAAGGCAAAGAAAAGCCUGGCUCAGACAGCGGCACAACCGCGGUAGUGGCACUUAUCAGAGGCAAGCAGCUAAUAGUAGCCAAUGCUGGAGAUUCCCGAUGUGUGGUGUCUGAAGGUGGCAAGGCUGUGGAUAUGUCCUACGAUCAUAAGCCUGAAGAUGAGGUGGAGUUGGCCAGAAUAAAGAAUGCUGGUGGGAAAGUAACCAUGGAUGGCCGGGUGAACGGUGGUCUCAAUCUCUCCAGAGCAAUUGGAGAUCAUUUCUACAAACGUAACAAGAAUUUGCCCCCAGAAGAACAGAUGAUCUCAGCGCUGCCAGAUAUCAAGGUGCUGACAAUCAACGAUGACCAUGAUUUUAUGGUCAUUGCCUGUGAUGGCAUCUGGAAUGUCAUGAGCAGCCAAGAGGUUGUGGAUUUUGUUCAAUCCAAGAUCACACAGAAAGGUGAAAAUGGAGAGCUGCGAUCUCUUUCAUCUAUAGUAGAAGAACUCUUGGAUCGUUGUUUGGCUCCUGACACAUCUGGUGAUGGAACAGGCUGCGACAACAUGACUUGCAUCAUCAUCUCUUUCAAACCACACAUCAGCCAAGGCUCCCCUGCUGAGAGCAGCAAACGGAAACUGGAGGAUAGCACAACAGCAACCAGCCCCACAGAAGAGGGCUGUAGCAAGAAGGCCCGACAGGACUAGCAGCCAAGUUGGGUAGGGAAUUGCCCAUGCUCUCACUGGACUCUUGUUUUCUAAACAAAGCUGAACUUUUGAUGCCUGUUUUAGGCCUUUUUUUAUCCUUAGGGAGGCCCAUUUUGUCUUUAUCAUUUGGAGGGGAGAAAAGGAAUUAGGGUGGGUCCCACUGGUCUUUGAAACCAUUCCAAAGAGUGAAUGGCAGGGAGGGUCAUAAUCUGGCCCAGAAGGCAACCUACCUGCUCAAACUCUCUCUCUCUCUCUCUCUCUCUCACACACACACACACACACAGACCCCUGCAGCAUCUCUGUAUGGUUGUUGCCAUUUCCGUGCCUGUGAUUUUUCUGUUGGCAGGAAGCAGUUUUCCAAUGUAGAGGUUUCGAAGCUGCACUUCUAUUUAAGGCCUUCAAUUUUUUAUUUGUGGGACUGGUUGCCCCACCCCACCCCGCCCCACCCCACGGCUGCUAAGCCUCACUGUGUCAUUCAUUUUCAACUGAGAUUUUUUUCAAACUAAAAACUAAAACUCUUAUCAGUGACUGUGUACUUUUGUAAAAUUGUGAGGGGAGGUAAGAAGAACUGAACCAUUACGUAAUUUACUGAGUCUGCAGUUUCUUCCCUUUCUCUUGCUCAUUCCACGGUUUCUUCCCAAUUCUAAAACCUUUCCAACUGUGAGUUCCAUAUCUAUGACUUGCAGUGUCUUACAUCUUGUCUUGCCCAUGGAACCAUUCGUCUAAUCAAAUAUCUAUUGUGAUCUCCCUAGGAAGCUUGCAAACAAGACAGACAUCCUGAUUCUUGCUGUUUUUCCUGUGGAGAACUAGGUUUCUUUUCUCUGAAUAUGGGGGACCUAAUCUUAGCUGCUUGUUAAGUUUUGAAUGCAACCCUGUAAGUGAUGAAAUAUAGCACUAUAUUUUACAAUCAUACAUUUCAGUUGAAACUUGGAAAAAAAAGGUGGGAAUGGGAGGCCACUGACAGGCAAAUUGCUGGCUUCCAUCACCACCCUUAAAACUCCCCAAGCCUGAAAACAGGUUGGGCGCUAUUAUUUAACUUUCCCCCAAAUGAGCCAAAAUUGUGGAUGUCACUGGAAUACCUCUUCCAGCAGGUAGCAGUCUGGCCCCAUUGCAACCCAUUGCAACUUGUUUGCCCUUUUGCCAAGGUACCUUUUUACAACAGCCUUUUUCAAUUUUGUUGCAUCUAAUGUUCCUACGCUAUAGAUUUAUAUAAGAAAGGCUAACCCUAAAUUGAUUUUCUACCCACUUUGCCUCAUUCCUAUGGAAUAUAGGGUCAUAACACUACCAGACACAGCAUGAAAUCCCUUCAUCAGUUUCAAUGUUGAGAUGAAAGUUUGAUUUCUGGAGACUCCUAUUUACUUGCUACCUUAAGUGGAAUAACAGCAGUUUUCCAUUAGAUUUCUGAGGAGUCCUCUAUUUAAACUGUGACAAAAGUUUCUUAAGCAAUCACUCAGAUAAAACUAGCAUGUUUAAGGUUUCAGGAAUUUUAUAGGAGCUUAUUCUAUAAUAAUGGCUUCCACAAGGACCUUGCUCCUUACUUAAAA
Molecule: messenger RNA, 3315 nt
Organism: Python bivittatus (Burmese python)
Lineage: Eukaryota; Metazoa; Chordata; Lepidosauria; Squamata; Pythonidae
Gene: PPM1G
Product: protein phosphatase, Mg2+/Mn2+ dependent 1G
Biological process (GO): protein dephosphorylation
Cellular component (GO): nucleoplasm
Molecular function (GO): cation binding; protein serine/threonine phosphatase activity
Source: RefSeq, a predicted model, not a curated record